AUGUCCUUCUUGGAGCUAGCUGGAUUCAGGUCAGCAACAUUGAUCCGAACAUUUGAUUUGCGAUACGAUUUAAUAUCCGCAUUGGUCGAGCGUUGGCGCCUGGAGACCCACACUUUUCAUUUGCUGUGUGGGGAGUGCACUGUCGCUCUGGAGGAUGUUGCAUUGCAACUUGGACUCCCAAUCUAUGGGAGUGCCGUAACGGGCGUAAGUGCGAUAACUGAGCCGGCUGUACUUUGUUAUAGUCUAUUAAGAGCCUCGUCCGGCGAUGAUGAGUCCAAAUUUUCAGGUUUGAAAUUUAAAUGGCUGAAAGCCAAUUUUGAGCAUUUAUCAGUUAAUGCCAUUAAAGAAGAGUUGAUGUGUGCAACUCAAGCGUACAUUAUGCAUAUUAUAGGGGGUGUAUUGAUGCCCGAUAUGAACAACAACAGGGUUUAUCUCCAGUAUUUACCUCUAUUAGUUGAUUUGCAUAAUGUUCGCUCGUAUAGUUGGGGCUCCGCAAUUCUGGCUAUAUUGUAUCGUGAGCUUUUUUGGACGACAAAACCUCAUGCAGUAGACAUAGGCGGAUGCAUUGUAUUGUUGCAGUCAUGGGCUCUUUAUCGGAUGCCAUUAUUGGCAUCAGUUAGUCACCAACCAUACGUAUAUCCACUAGUUAACAGGUGA
This is a messenger RNA of Gossypium arboreum, 657 nucleotides long. Its product is annotated as protein MAINTENANCE OF MERISTEMS-like. Lineage: Eukaryota; Viridiplantae; Streptophyta; Magnoliopsida; Malvales; Malvaceae. The transcript has a single exon. The record is from RefSeq and is a predicted model, not a curated record. Gene Ontology annotation, biological process: meristem development; meristem maintenance. The coding region runs from base 1 to 657 and encodes 218 amino acids.